AUGAUCUCCUUCUUACUUUCUCUUUGUGUCGUUGACAGCCAGCAACGUGCAUGGCGCCUUGCGCAACAAGCCGACAGCGAGCCAUGGCCGUGGUGGAAGAAAUUAUCACCCUGGACGUGGUGGAACGCAGAACCUUAUCAAAGCCCUCACGACUCUACCUGGCAACAUGCUGUACCAGCUACCAGCUCGUCGGACGGUGCAGAUGGUAGCGUUCCGGCUCCUGCGGUGAAUACAGAUCACUGGUACACGCAUAAGAAGCACAGGAAGAUGGCCAAGCUCACCGUCUCGGACGCAAUCGACAUGAGGGAAGGAGUAGCGAUCAUGCUUGUUACAGCAGGCCUGAUAGGUCUAGUUGUCAUUGUCUGGCUUGCAAAGCGUGUGUUCCCGUCAAUUGCGUGA
This is a messenger RNA of Aureobasidium musti, 399 nucleotides long. The record is from the annotation of a GenBank genome assembly. Lineage: Eukaryota; Fungi; Ascomycota; Dothideomycetes; Dothideales; Saccotheciaceae.